AAUUCUUAUACCAUUUAAGGUACACUAAAUAUUUGAGAUUCAAUUGAAAGUGAAAGUACAAAAUGGGCUAUACGUUGAUUUACGAGCCCAAUGCGGCCUCGAAAACUUCAGUCAAUGAGUUCAAAACUUUAUUGGAAAAGGGGAAAGAUGAUGUUAAAGUUGAUACUAUGAAAAAGAUUUUAGUAACAAUUAUUAAUGGAGAUCCAUUACCAGAUUUAUUAAUGCAUAUUAUUAGAUUUAUUAUGCCAUCAAAGAAUAAAGAAUUAAAGAAAUUAUUAUAUUUUUAUUGGGAAGUUUGUCCAAAACUUGAUGAAAGUGGUAAAAUGAGACAUGAAAUGAUUUUAGUAUGUAAUGCAAUUCAACGUGAUCUUCAACAUCCAAAUGAAUAUAUUAGAGGUAAUACUUUACGUUAUUUAACUAAAUUAAAAGAACCAGAUUUAUUAGAAACUUUAGUACCAAAUGUUCGUCAAUGUCUUGAACAUCGUCAUGCUUAUGUUAGAAAAAAUGCUGUAUUAGCACUUUAUUCAAUUCAUAAAGUUUCUGAUCAUUUAGUUCCUGAUGCUGAUGAAUUAAUUUACAGAUAUUUAUAUGAAGAAAAUGAUUCUGUUUGUAAAAGAAAUGCUUUUAUUUGUUUAGGAGAUUUAAAUAGAGAUGCUGCUUUACAAUAUAUUCAAGAUAAUAUUUACCUUAUAGAAACUUUGGAUCCUUUAUUACAAUUAGCAUUUAUUGAAUUUAUUAGAAAAGAUGCAAUUUUAAAUCCUUCAUUAAAAUCAGAAUAUACUCAAUUAGUUACAGAAAUUAUUGAAGCUGCAUCAAAUGUGGUUGUUUAUGAAGCUGCUAAUACUUUAACAAGUUUAACAACAAAUCCUCAAUCAAUACUUUUAGCUGCUAGUAAAUUUGUUGAUCUUGCCACCACUGAAGCUGAUAAUAAUGUUAAAAUUAUUACUUUACAAAGAAUUAAUGAAUUAAAUAAAGCUCAUCCUGGUGUAUUACAAGAGUUAUCAUUAGAAAUUUUAAGAGUUUUAUCAUCUCAAGAUUUAGAUGUACGUAAAAAGGCUCUUGAUGUUACUUUACAAUUUGUUACCAGUAGAAAUGUUGAAGAUGUAGUUAAAUUAUUAAAGAAAGAAUUAGAAAAAACUAUGUCAUCUAAUGAAGAUAAAAGUGCUGAAUAUAGACAAUUACUUAUUAAUGCUAUUCAUCAAUUGGCUAUUCAAUUUAUUGAAGUUGCUGCUAAUGUAAUUGAUUUAUUAUUAGAUUCAAUUAGUGAUUUAAAUAAUACAGCUGCAUAUGAAGUUAUUACUUUUGUUAAAGAAGUGGUUGAAAAAUUCCCCGAAUUAAGACAACCAAUAAUAUCAAGAUUAAUUCAAGCUUUACCAGCAGUUAAAAGUGGGAAAGUUUUUAGAGGUGCUUUCUGGAUUAUUGGUGAAUAUGCUUUAGAAGAAUCUUCAGUAUUAGAAGUUUGGAGAUAUAUUAGAAGUAGUAUUGGUGAAGUACCAAUUAUUGCUAGUGAAAGAAAGAUUUUAGAAGGUGGAAAUAAUGGUGAUGAUAGUGAAUAUACAAAUGGAUCAACUGAAAAGAGUAAAAAAGGUCCAGUUGUUCUUCCGGAUGGUACAUAUGCUACUGAAACUGCUUUAACUGUUGAUUAUAAUCAAAAUCAAGAAAAUUCUAAAACUCCAAUUCGUAAACAUAUAUUAUCAGGAGAUUUUUAUCUUGCAGCUGUUUUAGCAUCUACUUUAGUUAAAUUAAUUCUUAGAUUACAACGUCUUAAAGUUGAAGCUAAAGUUUUAAAUGGUUUAAAAGCAGAAGCUUUAUUAAUAUUAGUAUCUAUUUUAAGAGUAGGUGAAUCAUCAUAUGUUAGUAAAAAGAUUGAUGAAGAUUCAGCUGAUAGAAUCUUUUCAUAUAUAAGGCUUCUUAAUGAUGAAGAAGAUGUUGAAUUAAUUCAAACUAGUUUCUUGGAUGAUACUAAAGAUGCAUUUAAAGCACAAAUUGAACUGGCAGAAGCUAAAAAAGCUGAAGUUGAAGCUAAAGCUUUACAUAAGAAUGCAGAACAAAUAGAUGAUGCUAUUUCAUUUAGACAAUUUGAUAAAAAUGGAGGAUCUAAAACAAUUAAUGAAGAUGAAGAAGCAAUUACUUCAGGAACUGGAGUUAAAAAGGAAGAUUUAUCUUCAAGAUUAAAUAAAAUUUUACAAUUAACUGGAUUUUCUGAUCCUAUUUAUGCUGAAGCAUUUGUUAAAGUUCAUCAAUUUGAUGUUGUUUUGGAUGUAUUAUUAGUUAAUCAAACUACUACUACUUUACGUAAUUUAUCAGUAGAAUUUGCAACUUUAGGAGAUUUAAAAGUUGUUGAUAAACCUGCUACAGCCAAUAUUGGACCUCAUGGAUUUCAUAAAGUUCAAACUACUGUCAAAGUUACAUCUGCUGACACUGGUGUCAUAUUUGGUAAUUUAGUAUAUGAUGGACAACAUUCUGAUGAAUCAACUAUAGUUAUUUUAAAUGAUGUUCAUGUUGAUAUAAUGGAUUAUAUUAAACCUGCUACAUGUUCAGAAAGUCAAUUCCGUAAGAUGUGGAAUGAAUUUGAAUGGGAAAAUAAAAUUACUAUUAAAUCUCCAAUUGAAACUUUAAAACAAUAUUUGGAAGAAUUAAUGAAAGGUACAAAUAUGACAUGUUUAACUCCAGGAGCUGUUAUUGGAGAAGAAUGUCAAUUUUUAUCAGCUAAUCUUUAUUCAAGAUCUUCAUUUGGUGAAGAUGCUUUGGCUAAUUUAUGUAUUGAAAAGCAAACCAAUGGACCUAUUAUUGGACAUGUUAGAAUUAGAUCUAAAGGUCAAGGGUUAGCAUUAUCAUUAGGUGAUAGAGUCGCCUCUAUUUCUAGAAAAACUAAAAAGACAGCUAUUAAUGCUGUUUAGUGUAAAUUAAAUAUAUACAAUCUAUAUCAUUAUACUUAUAAU
Scheffersomyces amazonensis is the source of this 2942-nucleotide messenger RNA. It is a transcript of the gene SEC26, whose product is annotated as coatomer subunit beta. The transcript has a single exon. NCBI's taxonomy places the organism in Eukaryota, Fungi, Ascomycota, Pichiomycetes, Serinales, Debaryomycetaceae. Gene Ontology annotation, molecular function: structural molecule activity. The record is from RefSeq and is a predicted model, not a curated record. Gene Ontology annotation, cellular component: cytoplasm; COPI vesicle coat. Gene Ontology annotation, biological process: intracellular protein transport; endoplasmic reticulum to Golgi vesicle-mediated transport; intra-Golgi vesicle-mediated transport. The coding region runs from base 63 to 2900 and encodes 945 amino acids.